CUGUGAUUCUCAUCCCAUUGUUCAUUCUGUGCUGUGGGCAUUGGAAAUAAGCCACUCUUUCCAGAAUGAAUCUCUUCUGCUUCUCUCUGGAGGGCUCUAUGGACAGCUUGUAUGAAGCAGUACAGCAGACCUGUGAGGCCCAGGUGUACACCAUCCCCAGCAGGUCCAGCAGCCCAGCUAUCCUUUUAGAUGACAACAUCAAAUGGAGGAGUGCAGUGCGUUCCAUCUCCAUGGAAAUUUCACAAAUCAACACAGACAACAACAAAAAGAAGAAACAACGAUCACUACCAAAGUCUGUCUCUGAAAACGAAGCUUUAGAUAAUACUGUCUGUACUAAUUCUGUCUGGCAGGCCGCCAAAAAGCAAGAAGACUCAGAGCUUCUGAGGAACAACCAGAAUGAAGUUCACAUAAAAGGUGCCAACGGAAUGAUGCCAUUGAUAGAUGUAAGAACACAGCCACAUACACUGGAGAAUACCACCCCUGUUUUGGGGUCAAGGGAUGUGGAUGCAGCAUUCUCAAAUAGACAGCGCUGGAGCAACCCCGUCUGGGUACCGGCCUAUAACACCUGUCAACCUCCCUCCAAUGAGUAUCGACUCCACUGCACUAAUUCCAGGGCCCAAAGUCAAGGAGAUAAAAUCAAUAUUCAUACAAUGAAGAGAGACCCCUCACCCAAAGGAGUGGUGCACUCCACGACCAAUGUGGGUUUCUGUGCCUCCAAUCGAUCCACCAGUUUUGGAAGAUUUGACACAUUCAGACAUCAAAACUCCCCUUCCAGACUUGAGGAAAAUGGAACAAUCGAGGCAGAUGGUGAAUCAAUGGCACACAAUUGUGAGAAACCAGGAAGCCUGGGGAAAACGAUGAAGGCCAUUUCAAUGACUAUGCGUAAACGGAUGCACAAGAAACACGUCAAAUCUUACUCGGAGGACAUGGGAGAUGACACUGAAGCAGAAACAGAGAAUGGGUCUACUACAGAGAAGAGCUCAGACCGGGCUAGCAACCCACUGGAAAGUCUCUGGAGUGGACAGAGCUCCUCAAGUAAGUGUGGUGUGGCUAGCAAUUCAGAUGGAUCCAGUAACAGAGAAAGCUUGAAACUGGAGGAGGAAGUGCCCUACACGGGCCAGUUCUGCGGACGAGCCAGAGUACAUACAGACUUUGUUCCCAGCCCAUAUGAUACAGACUCCCUCAAACUAAAGGUCGGAGACAUCAUUAGCAUUAUAAGUAAACCACCAAUGGGUAUAUGGACUGGCAUGCUCAACAAUAAAAUGGGAAAUUUCAAGUUCAUUUAUGUGGAUGUUCUGCCUGAGAAAGAGAAAGAAGAGGAGGCCCCAAAAAUAAGAUCUGUGAAAAUUUGCAAGAAACCACGACCGAAUACACUCCUGGAGUUAUUAGAAAGGCUUAAUUUAGAGGAAUAUGCGUCCUCAUUACUCCUGAAUGGCUACCAGACAGUAGAUGACCUCAAACAUCUGAAAGAGAGGCACUUGAUUGAGCUGAAUGUCACUGACCCGGAUCACAGACACAGGCUGCUUGCUGCAUCAGAGUGCCUAUAUGUCACAAGCAAAGAUGAACAGGGAGAGAUGAAGGGUGAUGAGGAGGAAGAUGAAGAUUGUCUCAGAGACUCUGGUUGUUUUAUUCCAGCAGAGUGUCCUGAUAGUUGAGAGUCACACACUAGUUGUCUCCUGACAUAUAGUAUAAUGAUGAAGCUAUAAACAGACACAAAACUCAGUUGAGAUGUUUCCUUUGGCAUUAUGUGUUUGGUCCUUACUAUAGGAAUUGGCCUACUUUGGUUUUGUAUUUACACAAUCGUUUUGUUUCUGUUGAUGUAACCUUUUUGUUCAAUGUAAAUGUUAUUUGAACUUUUUACCAACCUACAAACCUGUGAGGAAUUUUUCACAAAUAAUUUUUGAUGUUUAUCUUGACUGAAUUGUAAAUACAGUAAUAAUAUUACAAUUAAUAAAU
Messenger RNA from Xyrauchen texanus (razorback sucker), 1956 nucleotides. Its product is annotated as SAM domain-containing protein SAMSN-1-like. The record is from RefSeq and is a predicted model, not a curated record. Gene Ontology annotation, molecular function: protein binding. The transcript has 13 exons. NCBI's taxonomy places the organism in Eukaryota, Metazoa, Chordata, Actinopteri, Cypriniformes, Catostomidae. Bases 66 to 1655 code for a protein of 529 amino acids.